This is a messenger RNA of Amyelois transitella, 2628 nucleotides long. Its product is annotated as IQ and AAA domain-containing protein 1-like. Gene Ontology annotation, molecular function: ATP hydrolysis activity; ATP binding. The coding region runs from base 1 to 2628 and encodes 875 amino acids. Lineage: Eukaryota; Metazoa; Arthropoda; Insecta; Lepidoptera; Pyralidae. The record is from RefSeq and is a predicted model, not a curated record. The transcript is spliced from 19 exons.
AUGUCCAGUGAUUACUUCUUCAAGAAAUGGAAAACUACUUUAGCUCGCUUGGAUGAAAUAGUGGAAAUUGAUAGCUUUUUACAGGAAUCGAAAGCUUACGACAAAACGCUCUGCGGAGCCUCUGAGAGAUUGUCCGGGAUACUAGCCCGGUACAUCGUAGUAUUCAACGAAGCAUUAGAUUGUAAGCAACACAAUGCUCAAGUCCAGAAAAUACCAUUCAUGGAAAAUGUUGUACAUGCCGUGUCUGAAAGGAUCUUAGAACUCAAGCAUGAACUCCGAAAACUUGAUGGCAGCAACUACCAGUUCCUAGCUAACGGUAUGAAAACCCACAGAGUUACUCCGAACGAUGUUGAAUUCAUUGGCGUGCCUGAUGAAACUCCAAGGUCAGAAGUAUUGGAUGAUAAACUGAAGGAAAUAUUCAAAGCUGUGAAGGAAGAAAAAGAAAGGAUUAGACUUGAAAAUAAAGAAGAAAUAAAUUGUUGGUGGGACGCUGACGAUGAAGAAGAGGAAGACAUCAAAAUGGAAGAGGUAAAAGAAAAAUUAACUGAAGAAGAACUCAAAAUUAGAGAAAUGGCCGCUUUGAUAAAAGCGCAUGAAAGAUCCAGACAAUGUAUACGUAUGAGGACAAAAACUAAACAGCAAAGAGCUAGGUGGGUGAAGGAGCUGAAUGGAACCCUGCCACCACCAGCAAGAGUGGAACUGAGGGAAAGAGCAGCAAAUCUUAUUCAGAUGGCAACAAGAAUAUAUUUUAAACAGAAAAGGACAAAUAUUGACCAGUGUCAUCGCGACGAACUUCUAGGUGUACAGUAUUGUGAACCGCCGAAAAUGAAGGCCAAAGCCGGUUCUAACGAGCUCAAAUAUUAUUGGACAGAAAUGCGUAAGAAAUAUAUGAAACAUAGGAGAAUUUCGUUCGAAAAUCUAAAGCAAAAGUACUCAACAGAGGUCACUGCUGAAUUAAAAGAAUAUUACAGAGAUGUUAUCAGAGAUUGGUUUUAUUCCUGGUUUCAGGAAAUCCAGUAUUUCCAUGAUAUACCGAAAGAAACUGAUGGCGGCAUUGUCCCUAUUAUUAAAGACGAGAUUCCAUCUCCUGUUGUUUGGCUUGAAGAACAUAAGAAAGCUUUAGAACAACAAAAAGCAAACAAAGGAAAAUCUGCUCAAGAGUUAAAGUUCGCGAAACAAGAAGCAAAACGGGAGCAGAUGUUGCAAAAGCGAGAAGAACAAAUGAAAUUGAAGUUACAAGCGCAAAUGAUGAAGAAGUUGCUGAAAAACCCCAACCAACAUCCGGGAUAUCAUUAUCCUAUAUCUCAAAAACUUACACAUAUUGUUGAGGCAAUGGAAGAAUAUCAUAAAUACUGGGACGAACUUGACGACACAGAAGUAAAAACUGUUAAAGAGAAAUUUAUAAAAGAUCUGGACGUUUCUGAUGCUUGUAAAGAAGUGAAGAUUGAAGUAUCUAACUAUGUUUAUGAAGAUAUGACGGAAGAGCUGAAACUGCUUAAGACAGCAUUAAAAACAGAUUAUUUGAAUAUGGGUGAGAAAAUGCUGGAACCUUUGAAAGAAAAGUCAAAAAAGAAACGAAAAAAGAAAAAAAAACUACAAGCAACAAUCAGUGAACACAUUUAUGAGCAACUUCAAAAAUUGGCCAUGGAAGACAUACUCAAAGAGUAUAAACGCACUUCUCUGGAGGACUUCUUGGGAGAUCACAAUUUGGUUGGGGACGAUAUUCGUUGCAACUACGGCCAAGCUCUCCCGUUCGCUGGUGAAACUAGAAGCGUGUGGUGGGAGCGUUGUCGGGAAGUCAUCCGUGGAAAAAGGAAGGUUCUCAUUGUUGGGCCGAAGGGUAGCGCGAAGACCAUACUGGUCCAUGCGCUUGCAUCUCUGAAUGAUGCAGCACUAUUUGAAAUAGACCCGUGUAAGAUGCCAGGUAUUCUGAUAUCGGCCGUUUACCUACAAUCACUGGUGGCGACCAUCACGAAAUGUGCCCAAGUGGUACAACCUUCGGUCAUUUAUAUAAGGAAUGUUCACCGAUUAUAUUAUAUUAAGACUCCCACAGAAAUCGCCGAUAUAAAUAUCAGCUUACUGAACCACUAUUUAGUGAAGAAGUUGUGUAAAAGAUUCAACAAGACUGACAAAGUUACUGUAAUAGGCACUUGCGUAGAACCCUGGCUGGCCAAGACCAAACUUGUGAAACAAUUUCCUGUGACUGUUCUUGUUCCAGACACAUCAUAUGCUACUGUCUACAAUAUCUUGUAUGACUGGGUGACAAAUGACCACAGUGUUCCCAAUGAUCUAAACAUUCAAUGCCUGGCCCGUGCGCUGCAAGGGUACAGUUUUGGUUACAUCAAAGAGUGCCUGAAAAAUUUCUUAUCUCCUGAAAGGAUUGUACACAUUGGAGCCCACGGAUUGAAACCUGUUGAUGUGUACAACUUUAUACUGGAUGAUAACAGAGAAACGAAAGUUGAUUACUCGAAAUAUAUGAAAUGGUAUAUGAACAAGACAGCAUGGGGUAUGAAAGAGAAAAAACACCAGCAAGAACAGCUGCAGUUCAAAGCUGCCUUGGACAAGUAUGCGGAGGCAAUGAAGAAGAAGAAAUCAAAAGGUGGCGUAAAGACUGCUUCUUCAAAAUAA